GAGGUGGACACAAUUUAAAAACUGACUGUCAAACAUUUGCUAACGGUUUUAAUAAAAUUAGCGGCUUAAGAGAUAUCAAAGAAGAAUUAAAAAAAUGCACUAGUAAAAGUGAAUAUGAUGCCAAGAAAAACAACUACAUUCGGCAAUGCGAAGAAGCCCUUACUGGAUUAAGCAAUAACACCAGUUCUUCUUAUAUAUUUGUUCAAGAAUUAAAGGAGUUAGAAUUAGAGAUAAACCAAAUUACUCAGAAAAUGGAAGAAAAUAAGAAAAAAGCCAUGUCGGAAACUGAUCCAGUUAAAAAAGCAGUACUUAUUCAAUCCAUUGAGGAAGAUGGUUUAUUACUUCAACAGAAAUACAAGAAAAAACAAGAACUCGCUAAUAAGUUUAACUUUGAUCCAAAAAAGAAAGUUGAUAACUUAAUAGAGUCUAUGAAAAAGGCUAUUAAAAAAGGUAAAAAGAAAAGAACUGAUGGUUCCGGAGGAGGAAAUCAUAAAAACCCCAAUUCUUCUGAUGCUAAUAGUUCUGACAGUGAAGAUGAUUAUAGUUCUGAUGAUAGUAAUAAUGGUAAUGGUGGUGGAAAACUAAAAAACAAACUUGGUGAAUACACUAAGGAACUAGAAAAAAUCCCAGAACCUAGAGAAUUAACUGAUGCUGAACAAGAAAAUGUAGAAAAAGAAAGUAAGCAAAAGGAGAAGAUGCAGUUAUUAGUUGUUCUGUUCUUAGCGGGGAUUGGUUAUUAUUUCUUUAUCUAUCUAAAUAAUAAAAGAGAAGAAGCCAAAAAAGAAAUUAAUUUGUUUGUAAGGAAAAUUAAGAAAGUGAUUAAAGAAAAAGCCGAAAUAGAACAGGAAAAACCCAAAAAGGCUCGAGGGAAUGCUAAGAAAGAAAUAGAGGACUUUGCUAAAAUAGAAUUACAAAAGAAAAUAAGAGAAUUUAACAAAAAGAUCGAUAAAACUUCGGCUGGUGAACUCUCUUCGGUUAUAAAUGAGACCAACGACUUUAUCAUUGAUAUAAAAGUAAAGAGGCAAGGCUUGCACUGA
Funneliformis geosporum is the source of this 1037-nucleotide messenger RNA. Lineage: Eukaryota; Fungi; Glomeromycota; Glomeromycetes; Glomerales; Glomeraceae. The record is from the annotation of a GenBank genome assembly.